Alnus glutinosa is the source of this 1216-nucleotide messenger RNA. Its product is annotated as myb-related protein 330-like. The record is from RefSeq and is a predicted model, not a curated record. The coding region runs from base 75 to 731 and encodes 218 amino acids. The transcript is spliced from 3 exons. NCBI's taxonomy places the organism in Eukaryota, Viridiplantae, Streptophyta, Magnoliopsida, Fagales, Betulaceae.
UCGCGCUCUCUCUCUCUCUCUCUCUCUCUCUGUGUGUAUUUUCUUCGAGUUUCUGACAAGAGGGAGAUUGAACAAUGAGAAAACCAUGCUGUGAUAAGGAAGGCACCAACAAGGGCGCUUGGUCCAAGCAAGAAGACCAAAAGCUCAUCGAUUACAUCCGAACCAACGGCGAAGGCUGUUGGCGUUCCCUCCCCAAGGCUGCAGGGUUGGAUCGUUGUGGCAAAAGUUGUAGGCUUAGAUGGAUAAACUAUCUCAGGCCAGAUAUCAAACGUGGUAACUUUGGUCAAGAUGAAGAGGACCUCAUCAUCAAGCUCCAUGCCCUCCUAGGCAAUCGGUGGUCUCUAAUAGCCGGAAGGUUGCCCGGACGGACAGACAAUGAGGUAAAGAACUACUGGAACUCUCACAUCCGGCGAAAGCUAAUAAGCAUGGGUAUCGAUCCAAAUAACCAUAGACUAAACCAGAUUCCUCUCCGGCCGCCACCCAAGUGCGGCGUUUCUGCAUCUGCAACGUCCUCUGAAUCGACGAAUAACGAGUGUAAGCCGUUGAAAUCCUCUGGAAAUGAUACUGAUAAUAGGGUUUCCGACUCUUUGGACUUGAAUCUUGAUCUCACAAUUGCGUUUCCUUCUCCUCCGGCUACCUCCUUGGAAGAGAAUAAGCAACGAAUUUCAAAGACCCAGAUGAAAAGGCAAGUGGAAAGUAGUGAACCUGUUCCUACGCUCCUCCUUUUUUAGACAACAUGGUACCUAAUAUUCAUAGAUCGAAUGAUCAUAAUGUUCUUUACUGCCAAUCCUGGAAUAUCGGAGAAAGCAAGAUUCAUAAGUGGAAACUGUUUGGAUGGAGAAUUUUUAUUUUGGUACCGGCAAACAGAAGCCCAUUAAUAUAACCUAGCCUGGAUGGAUAUCGAUUUACAUAAAAUAGACGAAGUUUAUGGAUCGAUCCAAGUCUAUUUGAAUACUUUUAUGUAAUCUUUCAGACUGUACAGCUCAGAAGAAUAGCAUAUAAAUGAGAGAUGGAGUACGCAACUAGCUAGCUACUAGUGCAAUCAACAAAAAAUUGAUGACAGACACAGGGUCUUUUGCAUGUAUUCCAGAUCUCAAAACUAAUGUAGGAUGAUCUUGGGAUUAUGGUACAUAUGGAUAUGUUAUUCUGUAGCACUAGUACUCCUGAUUGAUUAUAUAUAUUUAUAUAAAUAUUGAAAAUUCAGCAUUUGAAUUUA